UGGCGCGUCGCGCUGCGCGCGCAGGGCGUGGAUUGUGGCGCCGGCGGGAAACGGCAGCGCGGCGGGAGCGGCGGCGGUGCCGGUACCGGAGGCCGGAGCGGGGCCGGGGAUGGCCGUGCCGUUCGUGGAGGAUUGGGACCUGGUGCAGACGCUCGGAGAAGGCGCCUACGGGGAGGUCCAACUGGCGCUGAACCGCCGCACGGGCGAGGCCGUGGCCGUGAAGAUCGUGGACAUGAAGCGCGCGGCCGACUGCCCCGAGAACGUCAAGAAGGAGAUUUGCAUCAACAAGAUGCUCAACCACGACAACGUCGUCAAGUUCUACGGGCACCGGCGCGAAGGCGCCACCCAGUACCUGUUCCUGGAGUACUGCAGCGGCGGGGAGCUCUUCGACCGCAUCGAGCCGGACGUCGGGAUGCCGGAGCCGGAAGCGCAGCGGUUCUUCCAGCAGCUCAUCGCCGGGGUGGUUUAUCUGCACGGCAUCGGCAUCACCCACCGCGACCUCAAACCCGAGAACCUGCUGCUGGACGAGCGAGACAACCUGAAGAUCUCGGAUUUCGGCCUGGCCACUGUGUUCAAGCACAACGGGCGGGAGCGGCUGCUCAACAAGAUGUGCGGGACGCUGCCCUACGUGGCCCCCGAGCUGCUGCGGCGCCACGAGUUCCGCGCCGAGCCCGUGGAUGUCUGGGCGUGCGGCGUGGUGCUCACCGCCAUGCUGGCCGGAGAGCUGCCCUGGGACCAGCCCAGCGACAGCUGCCAGGAGUACAGCGACUGGAAGGAGCGCAAGACUUACCUCCCGCCCUGGAAGAAAAUCCACUCGGCGCCUCUAGCACUGCUGCACAAGAUCCUGACGGAGAGCCCAGCGGCGCGGAUCACCAUCCCCGACAUCAAGAAGGACCGCUGGUUCAGCCGCCCGCUCAAAAAGGGCGUCAAGCGGCCCCGCGGGUCCUCAGGCGGCGUAGGCGACUCUCCCAGUGGCUUCUCCAAGCACGUCCGCUCCGACACGGACUUGUCGCCGGUGAAGAGCGCGCUGGGUGAGGACCGCGCCGGCUACUCCACGUCGCAGCCGGAGCCCGGCACGGGCGGGACGCCGUGGGACAGCGGAGCCGCCGCCAUCGACAAGCUGGUGCAGGGGAUCAGCUUCUCGCAGCCCGCCUGCCCCGAGCACAUGCUGCUCAACAGCCAGCUGCUCGGCACCCCCGGCUCCUCACAGAGCCCGUGGCAGCGGCUGGUGAAGAGGAUGACGCGUUUCUUCACCAAACUGGACGCCGACGGUUCGUACCGUGCCCUGCAGGAGGUUUGUGAGAAGAUGGGGUACGGCUGGAAGAAAAGCUGCGCCAACCAGGUCACUGUGUCGACCACGGACCGGAGGAACAACAAGCUGAUCUUCAAGGUGAACCUGGUGGAGAUGGAGAGCAGGGUCCUGCUGGAUUUCCGCCUCUCCAAGGGCGACGGGCUGGAGUUCAAGCGCCAUUUCCUGAAGAUCAAGGGCAAGCUCAGCGACAUCGUCAGCACCCAGAAGCUCUGGCUGCCCCCCACCUGAGCCCCACACCUUCCUCCUCGUCCUCCUCCUCCUCUGCUGCAAAGGCGACCAACUGCACGCUUCAGAUUUUAAAGGUUCAAUAAAACCCUGGGGGGAAUAAAACUA
Molecule: messenger RNA, 1645 nt
Organism: Columba livia (rock pigeon)
Lineage: Eukaryota; Metazoa; Chordata; Aves; Columbiformes; Columbidae
Gene: CHEK1
Product: checkpoint kinase 1
Exons: 12
Coding region: 110-1540 (476 amino acids)
Biological process (GO): DNA damage checkpoint signaling; protein phosphorylation
Cellular component (GO): cytoplasm
Molecular function (GO): ATP binding; protein serine/threonine kinase activity
Source: RefSeq, a predicted model, not a curated record